AAAUGGAAAGAGGAAUUCGCCUUCGCGGAGAGAGCACGUUUGGCGGUGUGUCUAAUAUGCAGUGAUAAAAUUUUAUCAAUAAAACGGUCAAAUACAAAGCGGCACUUUGACACACGUCAUGCUACAUUUGCAUCUACUGGUAAAUAUCCAGCAGAAGAAGGUAUAUGCCAAGAGUUACUCAAAGUGCAGCUCGCCAGCAGCAACUCUGUGCAUGGAGCCAACAAGCUGACUGGUCUUCUUUAUUAAUAUUGAGGAACGGAAAACCAUCCACAGAUAGCAAAUUUGGCAAAACAUUUACGCUUGAGGUGGCGAAUGAACUUUUUGACGACUUUUCGGAUAAAGACAAGAUAAUCAAACGAAUAAAAGACAUGCGUUUGUCAGCAAGAACUGUUCACGAUCGCACCAUCAUGAUGGCAAAUCAAGUGGAGGAAACACAAGUGAAGCACAUAACUGCAGCGGUAAACUUUUCCCCCGCUUUCGAUGAGUCGGCAGACGUAAACCAUGCAGCACCAUAAGUCACAUUAAUGGUAAGAAGUAUUUUAUUUAUUGAUUACCUUCAGUAUAACAACAUUAUUGAAAAUAAUAAAUACUAUAAAAAAUGCUAAACUAAUAAAUACUAUAUUGUAAAAUUGUUGGUCUUGCCUAAAAAAAAUGCACGCAUUUAUUUAAAUGCAAAUAAUAUGCAAAUUAACUGAUGCGUCAUCGAGCGACUUCUAGGGCAGCAAAUACCUACUUUUCUUACUGAGGAGUUGGCAACACUGCAGAGAACAGGAGCAGGCUAGUGAAAGCAUUUUUUAAAAAAAUCAAAACUACCGAAUGUGUCAACCUUUUUCACAGUCACAACAAACGGAGACACUUGUAAAGUCAAUAAAGUUGCAUUGUAUCCAAAUGUAAACAAAGCCUGUAAUUUCAGAGCCGCACUUUCGUCACAGACGUAACGCACUCAAAAUACAGUACACAGUUAAGCGUGCAGUAGUAGAAUAUUUGUCAUGUUAAGUUACGUAGAAACAUAGCUAAAUGAUGUGAAAAUAGUACUUGAAUCAUUUGUGAACCAGCAUUUAAUAGACAUAUUCUAACGCGGCAUAAAAUGACUAAAGUGCGAGGGCGAAUGGGCAAAUACAUAAACAGUGCAGACGCUGAUUAUGCUUGACAGACAAGGCACGGAGGAGGAAACGUUUUAACACGUUUAUAAAACAUUUAGCAAAAUGUGCCGUAGAUGAGGCUUUUGUUCCAUAGAAAAGGUUUACACUAUGCGGAAAUGUUCGUUCCGAGCUAGCUCGAAAUUAGUAGAAAGCAUGACUCCGCAAGAAGAGCUGCUACUAACAAGGUAGCAUCAUGGAGGCUACUUCAGAGGAAGAAGCAUCCUGCCAAAACUCAUCUCCAUCUCACAUUGAUCACACCACAGCUAUGAUGGUGUUCACUGAAGGGCACAAUGGCAUGAAUGAGCAGGAGGACAAUAAAGAGGAAGAAGCUGCACCUUUAACAGAAGACACAAGAGCUGAUUUAAAACUCUUCAACAGAGAGAAACCGUUGUUUUCCGGCGGUGCCGAACAUUCCGGGUCAUGCUUUCCCUUAAAACUAUGUGAUCUUGGUGAAGACAGUGUCCCCUACACCAUCAACAGAUACCUGAGGGAUUACCAAAGAGAAGGAAUAAGGUUCAUUUACAGUAAUUAUAUCCGUUCAAGAGGCUGUAUCCUAGGAGAUGACAUGGGUCUUGGAAAGACUGUACAGGUCAUUGGUUUCCUUGGAGCAGUGUUGCACAAAAAGGGAACUUGGGAGGACAUUGAGAACAACAAGCCUCACUUUCUCCAGACUCAAACUCCAUCCAAGCAGAUGAGGCCAAAUAAAGUUUUCCUGAUUGUGGCCCCGCUGUCAGUGCUGUAUAACUGGAAAGAUGAACUAGACACCUGGGGCCACUUCCAGUACGUGGUGGUCCACGGGCUGAGGAAACAGGAGGAGCUGGCUCGCAUUAAGAAGGGCCGCGUUGAGAUCGCUCUCACCACCUAUGAGACACUUCGCCUGUGUAUGGAUCAAGUUAAUGACAUUGACUGGUCUGCUGUGUUUGUAGACGAAGCUCACAAGAUAAAAAAUCCAAAUUCUCAAAUCACUCAAGCCAUGAAGGGUCUGAAAUGUCAGGUCAGAAUUGGCCUCACUGGUACCAUCCUUCAGAACAACCUCGAGGAGCUGUGGUGUGUCAUGGACUGCAGUGCCCCUGUACUUUUGUUCAACAUGCAAAGGGCGGUCCCCGGUUGUCUUGGCAGCUUAGGGCAUUUUAAGAACAAGAUGUCAGAUCCGAUUGAGCAAGGCCAGAGACACAGUGCAACAAAACGUGCCUUAGCGACAGCCAGGAAGACCAUCAGUGACCUGGUCAGGAAGAUUGCCCACUUUUUCCUCAGAAGGACCAAAGCUCUGAUCAGUGACCAACUGCCCAAGAAGGAUGACAGGGUGGUGUACUGCUCCCUGACGGACUUUCAGCGGACGGUGUAUCAAACUGUACUGGACACUGAAGAUGUGAAAUUACUGCUGAGGUCGUCAGAGAAGUGUGACUGUCAAAGUGGAUACACUCGAAGGAGAUGCUGCUAUAAGACUAAUUUGGAGGGUGUGCCAACAAAAGGGCUGUACUUUUCCUACCUGACCAUAUUGAGGAAGGUUGCCAGUCAUGUUGCACUGCUCCAGUCCACUGCAGGAACAAGCAAGAAGCAGGAAAAGUACGUGAGCGCCAUUUGUCAAAAGGUGUUCCAGAAGUUUCCAGACUUUGUGCGGCGGUGCAAAGAUGAAGCGUUUGCAGCCCUGUCCGACCCGACGUAUAGUGGCAAAAUGAAGGUUUUGCAGAAACUUCUCAAAUAUUAUCUGCAAAGGAAAGACAAGGUGCUUCUUUUUUCACUCUCGACCAAGCUGCUGGAUGUUCUGGAGAGCUACUGCAUGGCCGAGGGGCUCGACUACAGCAGGCUAGAUGGGACCACCAAAUCCAAGGAGCGAGUCCACAUUGUCAAAGACUUCAACAGUUCCCCUCACGUCAACCUCUGCCUGGUGUCCACAAUGGCAGGUGGUCUUGGUCUUAACUUUGUUGGGGCCAAUGUUGUGAUAUUAUUUGACCCAACAUGGAACCCAGCCAAUGAUCUCCAGGCUAUUGACAGAGCUUACCGCAUUGGCCAGUGCAGAGACGUGACCGUCCUCAGACUCAUCUCACUGGGGACUGUGGAGGAAAUUACCUACCUCAGACAAAUCUACAAACAGCAAUUGCAGAGUUCUGUCGUCGGUAUGGAGAGUGCACGGCGCUACUUUGAAGCUGUGCAAGGCCACGACAUCCAUAAGGGUGAGCUGUUUGGGAUCAAUAACCUCUUCAGGCUGCAGACCCAAGGGACAUGCCUCACUCGCAAGAUACUAGAGAGAACAGGACAAGUGGAGGCGGGCGUCAUGACAACCAGCACACACACAACCGUGGAGAUGGAGGAUAUGCAAAGAGUUAGCGACUCUGGAGAUGUAUCUAUGGAGAGCAUGGAUGCGUCCAGGAUUCCCAGAGGGGCGCUAGACUUCAGUAGCGGGAGUGAUGAGGAAGAGGAGGAGUGGGGAGGUCCCAGCAGAAAGGAUGACACAUGGAGCAGGGAACCCUCUGCUGGCCCUGGUCCAACCAGUCUCCUCCAGCACGGUUUCUCCAAACUGCUUCAAAGGAUCAAAGCAGUGCCGGAGUCAGGCGAAGGGGACAGUAGUUCAGGUGGUGAGGAGAAUGACAGUUCAGACUCCAGCAUUGAUUGUAACUCCAAUAUCGAGAAUAAAGGAUGUCUCCCUACAGUAAAAUCAUGUAAGACAAAUUUAGAAGCAAGCGAAAGACGCUCCUCAUUAGUCGAAAAGAAAGACAAAAUGCCUGCCAUUCCCAAAUCACACCACUUUGAUGAGUAUUCCGAUGAGUCAGAUGAUUUGGACAUGGAGACGAUCACAAAGUCCGAGAAGGAUACUAUGGACAGAGGAGGAGACAACAGGAAGAGACAUACCAGUAUGAGGGACAAGACCAGAGGGACAGGUUUCAGUGAGGACAUUGAGACCUUCACUUCUUCAGAGGAUGAGCACACCGGAGGACGUCACACCAAAACUACACCUCCAGAUAAAGCCAAAGCGACGCCCUCAAUGUGUGGACAAAUUGGAAGAAGCACAGAGAGACAAGUGGCCGUGUCGAAUGGUGUCCUGUUCACUAAUCUGAAAAGUCAAACAUCUCCCGCAUCUAAAGGAACGAUUGACACUGUCUUGGGUGGGGUUCAGGAGGUGGCGUAUGCCCACUCUAACCAGCGUGUGGUGGGCGGGAGCAAAGCUGAGGAUCUGAUCACCAGAGCCGCCUUGAGAGAUGUGUUUGAACGCCAGAUGUACUCUCAACUCCCUGCAAAUGAAUUUCUCACCCCAUGCGAGGAAAUGUUGCCGCCUAGCCCAGCAGACCGCCAGCCCCGCCUCGCUCCACCACAGCAGCUUCCUGAGCCACGCCCUGUUACCUUCACCAAGAAGAACAUACAGCACACCAGUCAUACCACCGUCAUACUGGGGGAGACUCCUUUGGCUGUGCGCAGGCAACAGCUGCAGGAGAUGGCGUCCAAGUUCAGUUUUCCCUCAGCCCAUCAGUUUGCUGCCGAGAUUCUCACCAGCGACUCACCGCAGAGAAUAGCGUGGCUCCGACGCUAUUACACCGACAUGAGCCACCCUGAAGUCGACAGUUUCAUCACCAGCGACUUCCUGCCUGCUGACAUAACUCCAUCUACAUCAGUGGGGCAUCAUCCACUUCCCAAAAACUGUGCGACCAGAGCUUUGCAAAAGGUUGCAAGGUCUACAUCUAAUCAGACGUGUUCGGAGCCUGAGAAGAAGAAGAGGAGGAAAUCUCAGAAGAAUGUGCAGGAGCCUCCAAGUGAUGUUCCAACUGUUGAUACUGAGCAGCAGGUGGAGGCGGUGUGCAAAUCAAGAGGUCAUAAGAGGACAAAGAAGACUAGUGUGUCUGCUUGUGGAGCAUUCAGAGCUGUUGGUGGUCUUGGUGGGGAUCAGGACAGCAGCAGCGGUAGUCUCGAAUCUCUGGAGUCUGCUUCAAAAACAAUUGAUCGUGCUGAAGAGCAGACAGAGCACUCCCAAGAACGCACCUCUUGUCGCAGGUCCAUCCUCACAGAACUCCUAGGAGACACCUCCAUUCUUGAUGAUUUGUUGAAACCCAAAUCCAGAAGCACACAGCACAGAGGUUCCCCCCCAAAACCAUCACCCUCCUUGUCGUCCACAGGCCUGGCUGCUUCACCUCCACCCAGACAUACCAUUAACCCGCAUUCACAUGACUCGCUCUCGUCUCAGCAGUCACGAGGCAGCCGCAAAGACUUCUGGGACAUUCUGAAUGAGGGCAACGAAGAGAGCAUCAACAGGCUCACAGACCUGGAGGAGGUUCAGAGGGUUUGCGUCAGUACGACUAUUGCAGCCAGAGCUCAUUCUGUGGAGGAGAGCAAAAGUCUGUGGAAGACCAAUGACAAGUUUUUAUGGAAGAGAUGAUUGUUUAUGGGUUUUAGAUUUUUACUACAAAGUUACAUGUUUAUUAAUUUUCUAAUCAAGCUAUUGAUGGUGGUGUAGUCAUUUCCUUCCUACUAUCAAUUUUAAAACAUUUGCUAAUUUAUGUUUAUAUAACGGGCCGCACGGUGGUCGAGUGGUUAGCAUGUUGGCCACACAGUCGAGAGAUCGGAAAGAUUUGGGGUUGAAUCUCUGUUUGGGCAUCUCUGUGAAGUUUGCAUGUUCUCCCCGUGCAUGAGUGGCUUUUCUCCGGGUGCUGCGGAUUCCUCCCACAUUACAAAAACAUGCAUGUUAGGUUCAUUGUCCAUAGGUAUGAAUGUGAGUAUGAUUGGUUGGUUGUUUGCCCUGCGAUUGGCUAGCUGGCUGGCUGGCGACCAGUCCAGCGUGUACUGUGCCUCUCGCCCAUAAGUCAGCUGGGAUAGGCUCCACCAUACCCCCAUGACCCUAGUGAGGACAAGCUGCGUAGAAGAUGGAUGGAUGUUUACAUAACAUAUUUUGAAGGAUUUAGAUCGGAAUAAAAAUAAAUUGUAAACUCAUCCCUUGUUUUUUUGGAGGGGGGUUUAACCCGGCAUUGUCACUGUUGUAUGAUAUCAUAAUCCCCUUUCAUUUGGCCUGUUGAAGCCAGAAUUUAUCCACCUUUUUCUAUGCACAUUUUAUGUGCCAUUUUACGAAUAUCUCUUAUAAUGUAUGAGUAACCUUUUUGUUACUGUAACUUUUCCACAUAUGACUUUCUUCAGACUUUUAUUUGCCUUAAAAUUAAGAGUGAUAGUGCCACCUGCUGCCUUGGCAUGCACUUGAUCGCUUGUAAACGUGUUUUAAUGUGGCUUUUUUUACAUUUCUGAUAUUUUAUAUUUCGUCGUUUCAUUAAAAAGCAGAAUGUUUUUUUUUUCGUCGGUGGCCAUUAAAAAGCAGAAUGUUUUUUUUUUUUCUAUUUUACUUCAAAUCUGACUACAUCCAGAAGUGUUGUGACUUUCUUUUAUCCACAAACAUUAAACAAAGUUAAAUGAUGUUUUUCAUUGGACAAUGCUGUUAUUCAGGUGUAACUCUACUAUCAGUUAACACAGCUCCCUUUUUGCCUUGCUGUUUUUCUACCUUUGUAAGAUAUGACUUUCUUCUGAAUUCUGAUUGGCUAAAACAGACAUCCAAUUAGGGGUUACAGUGCCACCUAUUGUUUUUUGAUAUACCCUUGUCAGCCUUGGAAUAUGUUUUCAUGUACCCUCAAUUAUUAUUUUAUGCCA
Messenger RNA from Dunckerocampus dactyliophorus (ringed pipefish), 6761 nucleotides. It is a transcript of the gene ercc6l2, whose product is annotated as excision repair cross-complementation group 6-like 2. NCBI's taxonomy places the organism in Eukaryota, Metazoa, Chordata, Actinopteri, Syngnathiformes, Syngnathidae. The transcript is spliced from 21 exons. Bases 1336 to 5508 code for a protein of 1390 amino acids. Gene Ontology annotation, molecular function: ATP binding; ATP-dependent chromatin remodeler activity. The record is from RefSeq and is a predicted model, not a curated record.